GCUCCAAGCUCGCGCACAUCGACGGACUCCAGCUUAAGUUCUUCUGGCUUUCGAUUCUGCCUCCUACUCCCAAAUUGCUCUCUGCGAGAGGUGGUGGUGAUCGGCUCGCAAUGGCGGCGGACGACGCGUACGACUUUCCUCCGGUAGCCGGCGACGAGGAGGUGGGCGAUGUGAUGGAGGGACUCGACGACGAUGGCGGCCUUGCCGAGGAGGAGGAGGCGGUUUACUCCCCCGCGGCGAUGAAGGUCGGGGAGGAGAAGGAGAUCGGGAAGCAGGGGCUGAGGAAGAAGCUCCUCAGGGAGGGGGAGGGGUGGGACCGACCGGAGACCGGCGACGAGGUCCAAGUUCACUACACGGGCACUCUCCUCGACGGAACCAAGUUCGAUUCCAGCCGCGAUCGGGGAACCCCCUUCACGUUCAAGCUCGGCCAAGGCGAGGUGAUCAAGGGGUGGGAUCAGGGCAUCAAGACGAUGAGGAAGGGCGAGCAGGCGGUGCUCACCGUCCCGCCAGAGCUGGCGUACGGCGAGGCGGGCUCCCCGCCGGCUAUCCCGGCCAACGCCACGCUGCAGUUCGACGUCGAGCUGCUGUCGUGGGCCAGCGUCAAGGACAUCUGCAAGGACGGCGGCGUCUUCAAGAAGGUGCUCGCCGAGGGCCAGAAAUGGGACAACCCCAAGGACCUCGAUGAGGUGCUCGUCAAAUACGAAGCGAGGCUCGAGGAUGGAACUGUGGUAUCGAAAUCAGAUGGUGUCGAGUUUGCAGUCAAAGAUGGCUACUUCUGCCCGGCGCUUUCCAAGGCUGUCAAGACGAUGAAAAAGGGCGAGAAGGCCCUCCUCACUGUCAAGCCACAGUAUGGCUUCGGUGAACAAGGCAGACCGGCUUCUGGAGACGAAGGUGCAGUGCCCCCAAAUGCUAUCCUCCACAUUGAUCUUGAGUUGGUGUCCUGGAAGAUUGUCACUCUGAUCGGCGACGAUAAGCGAAUCCUGAAGAAAGUCCUCAAGGAAGGAGAAGGCUAUGAGCGCCCUAACGAUGGAGCAAUAGUCAGAGUGAGAUUUAUCGGCAAGUUGGAGGACGGCACCGUGUUUGCCAAGAGAGGCCAUGAUGGUGAUGAGCCAUUUGAGUUCAAGACAGAUGAGGAGCAAGUCAUCGAAGGGCUCGACAGAACGGUUGUCACCAUGAAGAAAGGAGAGGUUGCAUUGGUGAGAGUACCACCUCAACAUGCGUUUGGAUCCACUGAAACGAAGCAGGAUCUUGCCGUGGUUCCUGCAAACUCCACUGUCUGGUAUGAAGUGGAGCUUGGCUCCUUCGAGAAGGAGAAAGAAUCAUGGGAUUUGAAGGACAAUGCUGAGAAGAUUGAAGCAGCUGCCAAGAAGAAAGACGAAGGGAAUGUGUGGUUCAAGAUGGGAAAGUAUGCUAAGGCAUCCAAGAGAUAUGAAAAGGCGGCCAAGUUCGUUGAAUAUGAUAGCUCCUUCAGUGAUGAUGAGAAGAAGCAAUCUAAAGCACUCAAGGUUAGCACCAAGCUCAACAAUGCUGCUUGCAAACUGAAGCUGAAGGAAUACAAGGAAGCAGAGAAACUCUGCACUAAGGUUCUGGAACUGGAGUGCACAAAUGUGAAAGCCUUGUACAGAAGGGCACAGGCAUACAUUCAGCUUGCCGAUCUGGAACUAGCAGAGUUGGAUGUCAAGAAAGCACUGGAGAUUGAUCCUGACAAUAGGGAUGUGAAGAUGGUGUACAAGACACUGAAGGAGAAGAUCAAGGAGUACAACAAGAGAGAUGCCAAGUUCUACGGCAACAUGUUUGCGAAGUGGAGGAAGCUGGAACACAUGGAGAACAAGAAGGUGCCGGGAAAGCAGGAGGCACAGCCAAUGGCCAUUGACAGCGCUGCCUAAGGAUAGCUCUGCUUUCUUUUCUGAACCUGGUUACUGCUUGUCCUACCGUGUACUACUACUGGUCUUAUGAGUAUUAAUGGACUUACUAUGGUGUUAAUUUGCCCUUUGCUUGUUAGUUGCAAUGCCGCAACUUUCCACCCAUAUCUGCUCAGCGGUGUAGUUGCCGUCAUCUGAUGCUGUGAUUUUAUUGUGGUGUUAAGAGCAAAUAUACCGUAACGACAUUUUGGACU
Messenger RNA from Oryza brachyantha (malo sina), 2116 nucleotides. Its product is annotated as 70 kDa peptidyl-prolyl isomerase-like. The coding region runs from base 111 to 1886 and encodes 591 amino acids. The record is from RefSeq and is a predicted model, not a curated record. Gene Ontology annotation, molecular function: peptidyl-prolyl cis-trans isomerase activity; protein binding. NCBI's taxonomy places the organism in Eukaryota, Viridiplantae, Streptophyta, Magnoliopsida, Poales, Poaceae. The transcript is spliced from 12 exons. Gene Ontology annotation, cellular component: cytoplasm. Gene Ontology annotation, biological process: protein peptidyl-prolyl isomerization.